Molecule: messenger RNA, 2740 nt
Organism: Jatropha curcas
Lineage: Eukaryota; Viridiplantae; Streptophyta; Magnoliopsida; Malpighiales; Euphorbiaceae
Product: vacuolar sorting-associated protein (DUF946)
Source: RefSeq, a predicted model, not a curated record
AUUCACAAAGCUUUGUCUCUCUCUACCUCUUCCUUUUCCUUUCCUUCCCUCCUGGUUCCUCCCAUUUUACUCUAACCUCUCUUCAAGACAAAGUACACCUCUCUCUCUCUCUCUUGUGGGUCUUGAACAAGUCUCUCACGGGGCAUAAAUUGCUAGCUUCUGUUCAAACAAAUGCAGAUUAAGUUCUGAGAGAGGGAGAGAGAGUUUUGCAAGGCAAAUAAAAUAAAGCCUCCUUUUUUACUCUCUUUCAGUCUUCCUCAUUCCUCUCUAUCUGUUCUUUUUGUUUUUUUCUCUCUCUUUGAAAUUGUAAUAUCCAUUGAAGAGAGAGAGCAUCUUCUCUGACUUUUAUCUUCUUUUUCUAAAGAGGCUAAAGAUCAAGAAUCUGGUAACUGUUUUGUUUUGUUUUUCUUUUCUCUUUGAAAUUGUCAUCCCAUUGAAGAGAGAGAGAGAGAGAGGGAGAGCUCCUUCUCUGACUUUGUCUUCUAUUUCUAAAGAGGCUAAGGAUCAAGAAUUUGGAAACUGAUUUUGGGUUUUGGUGGGUUUUUGAUUUUGUAAGAGAUUAAUUAAGAGACUUGAAGGAUGUUUGGGUUUGGGUGUGAGUGUUUUUACUGGAACCAACUUACUGAAUUGGACUUUCCUGAGCCAGAACCAGAACCUUUCUCUUUGCCUGCUCCAAUUCCUGAAUGGCCUCAAGGUAAAGGAUUUGCUACUGGAAGUAUAAACCUAGGAGAACUAGAAGUCUUCAAAAUUAACCAAUUUGAGAGAGUUUGGAGCUGCAGCUUGUUGCGUGGAAACCAGAAAGGAGUCACAUUUUAUAGACCUGUUGGGAUCCCUGAUGAUUUUUACUGCCUUGGCCACUACUGUCAAUCCAAUGACCAACCAUUGAGAGGGUAUGUUCUUGUUGCUCGUGACACCAAUAUUCAGAAGCCUGAAGUUGGCCAAUUCAGUGGCCCAAAAUCAGACUCUCCAGCUCUAAAGAAGCCCCUUAAUUACUCAUUGGUUUGGAGCACCAGGCCACAGGAUAAUGGUAGUGGUUACUUUUGGUUGCCAAACCCCCCAACUGGUUAUAAGGCUAUGGGCGUUGUGGUUACCACCAGCCCAGAGGAGCCUAAUGUUGAAGAAGUUAGGUGUAUUCGGGCUGAUCUUACAGAAAAAUGUGAAACUUUUAAGCUAAUAUUUUCCUCAGAUUCAAAAACUUACAAAGAACAAUUUCGUGUAUGGAACAUAAGACCCUGCAGAAGGGGAAUGUUUGCUGAAGGUGUUUCUGUUGGAACAUUCUACUGUGGCACCUACUUAAAAUCUGAAGAUGAUUUGCUAGAUGUUGCAUGCUUAAAGAAUUUUGACGACGCACUAAAAGCGAUGCCAAAUCUGGACCAGAUUCAUGCACUCAUUAAGCACUAUGGCCCUACUGUAUUCUUCCAUCCGGAUGAAGAGUACUUGCCAUCAUCAGUCCAGUGGUUCUUCAAAAAUGGAGCACUUUUAUACCAAGAAGGCAAGCAGAAGGGUGAACCAAUUGACUAUAGGGGUUCGAACUUGCCUAGUGGAGGGUCAAAUGAUGGGGAAUAUUGGAUAGAUUUGCCAAAUGAGGAUGAUGCAAGAAAUAAUCUCAAAAGAGGAGAUUUAGAGAGUGCUGAACUUUAUGUUCAUGUGAAACCAGCAUUAGGAGGAACUUUUACUGAUAUUGCGAUGUGGGUAUUUUGUCCCUUUAACGGACCAGCCACCCUGAAAGUGGGUCUAAUGAGCAUACCUAUGACCAAGGUUGGGGAACAUGUUGGUGACUGGGAGCACUUCACACUGCGUAUAAGCAACUUCACAGGAGAACUAUGGCAAGUCUUCUUCUCUCAGCACAGUGGUGGUCAGUGGGUGGAUGCAUCUGAUUUGGAAUUCAUAGGAGGUAAUAGGCCAGUUGUUUAUUCAUCAAAGAACGGUCAUGCUAGUUUCCCUCGCCCUGGCACUUACCUUCAAGGGUCAACAAAGCUUGGAAUUGGAGUGAGGAAUGAUGCUGCUAGAAGCAAAUAUUAUGUGGAUUCAAGCCAAAUGUAUCAGCUUGUUGCUGCAGAGUAUCUUGGCGAUGGAGUUGUCACAGAACCAUUUUGGUUGCAGUUUAUGAGAGAAUGGGGUCCAACCAUUUUGUAUGACUCACGAUCCGAAGUAGAUAAGAUUAUUAAUCUCCUCCCGUUCUUUGUUCGGUUUUCGGUAGAGAACAUCUUUGACCUUUUCCCAACAGAGCUUUAUGGUGAGGAGGGGCCAACUGGACCGAAGGAAAAACGAAACUGGUUGGGAGAUGAAAUAUCUGGUUGAAUUUGCUGCAUGUGAAUUCUCAUUGCAUAUUAUUGUCUCACUUUCUUUACUGCCUGGUUAUGUUGAUAGAGAGUUCAGCGAAAACACAGGUAUCUGCAGUUGAAAUGUCAACUGUAGCAUGCUCUUCUUGUUGUACAUGCAAGAAGGCCAUUUUUCCUCUUCAUGUAUGCUUUGCCUUGUGUUACAAGCAUCAAGCAAUCCUGUGUAGAUAUGAAGGUUGCAGGUGAGGUGCAUUUGCGCUAAAGCCAAAACGAGAAGAAAUCAACAUAAUUGGUUGCCAACAUUGGCUUAUACUGUCAUUUGAAAUGUGUACUGCCUCUAGUAUUAGUAUUCUAUGUACUAAGAAAUAUUGAUGCUUGACCAUGGAGUGAGGUGUUUUUAGAAGUAUUAAACGCUGUCAAAAAGAAAUUUGCAAUUUUUUUUUUGGGUUGCACCGCCA